Molecule: messenger RNA, 999 nt
Organism: Humulus lupulus (European hop)
Lineage: Eukaryota; Viridiplantae; Streptophyta; Magnoliopsida; Rosales; Cannabaceae
Product: exopolygalacturonase-like
Exons: 4
Coding region: 1-999 (332 amino acids)
Biological process (GO): carbohydrate metabolic process
Molecular function (GO): polygalacturonase activity
Source: RefSeq, a predicted model, not a curated record
AUGGCUUCUAGAUUACCUGGUCACUUUGCAUUCUUAAUUCUUUUGUUUGUAGUAAUUACCAAAGUCCAAUCCGAUCAGAAAGUUUUCAAUGUGAUCAAUUUUGGUGUUAUUGCUGAUGGAAAAACAGACAACAGCAAGGCCUUUGUUGAUGUAUGGAACCAAGCUUGUUCAUAUAGUGGACGAGGUGUGGUUUUGAUCCCAAAAGGGACAUACUAUGCGAGCUCUAUGGUGUUCAGCGGACCAUGCAAGGGCCAAACCCUUUUCUCCAUUAAUGGUAACCUUAAGGCUCCAACUGAUAAAAAAGCUUGGGCUGGUACUGAAAGUUGGAUUAGUUUUAGAAACAUUAUUAACUUGGAGAUCAGUGGAGGAGGCUCUUUUGAUGGCCAAGGACCUUCCGCUUGGCCCUACAAUGAUUGCAAAACUAACCCACAUUGCGUGCAACUUCCCAUUUCCAUUGGGCUUGAUUUUGUGAACGAUUCACGGAUCCACGACAUAAAAUUAAUCAACAGCAAGAACUUCAACAUGAAGGUUUUCGGGUGCCUUCGCACAACCAUUGAACACAUUCAAAUAACAGCUCCAGUCACAAGCCCCAACACUGAUGGAAUCCACAUUGGUUCAUCCACCUGCAUCAAGAUCUUCGACUCCUUGAUAGCCACUGGGGACGACUGUGUCUCGAUCAGUCCAGGGACGGAGAACCUACAAGUGAGUGGCGUGACAUGUGGUCCUGGCCAUGGAAUUAGCAUCGGAAGCCUUGGAAAAUAUGCUAAUGAAGGUGAUGUUAAAAAUUUGGUCAUACAAAAUUGUAACUUGACUGGUACUGACAAUGACAAUGGAGUGAGGAUCAAAACUUGGGCUCCUUCUCCUCCAAGUAUUGUUUAUAAUGUCACCUUUGAGAAUAUCAGCAUGAAAGAUGUCGAUAAUCCCAUUAUUAUUGACCAGCAAUAUUGUCCAUUUGGAAAUUGUGUUACUCAGGUACCUACUCGGCCCCUUGUUUCAUAA